Molecule: messenger RNA, 6055 nt
Organism: Blepharisma stoltei
Lineage: Eukaryota; Ciliophora; Heterotrichea; Heterotrichida; Blepharismidae
Source: the annotation of a GenBank genome assembly
AUGUUAGAUGAAUUAGACAUUUCUAAAAAGAAUAAUUAUACUGCCCAAUCUCAAGGAUUGCACUACAUUUCUCCAUUUGAAGCUGUAAAAUCAACAGUCAUUGAUUACCUUGAAACAUUUUUUAGACCAAAAUAUAACCUAAAAACCAAACUUCUUACACAAUUUUUUGUUGAAAUUUUAGUAAAUUCUAUAAACUGUUUACAGCUAAUCACUCUUUUGUGAUAUCCACAUAUGAAUAUAACUGGAUGGGCAGAUUAUAGGGCUUACUGAACCUAUCUCAGUAUAUUUUCUUUUGAUAAUAUCAUAUCAACGUGGAGCCUUACAAAAUUAGCUUUCUAUAUUAGUUCAGCUACUUUGGGAAUGUGCAUAAUUUCCUUAAUUGCAAUAGGAGCAAUAAAAGGUAAAGGAUGAAAUUUGUCAAAAAUUGCAAUUUAUUUCACAAGUUCUAUUCUUGGACAUAAAUAAAAUGGCAACGACACCGACUUGUCCUCUCCCGGAACUGAGGCGAAAUUGGGGACCUUGCUGCGGCCUGAAGCCAAUCCGCCCAGGGAAAGGUCUGGAAUGGGUACUGGUAGUUUGUGUCCGGCUAGGUUUCCCUCCCAGUCCAGCAACGACGAUCCUUGGGUCGUCCCGAUAGGACACGGGGCAAAAGGGUUUUUCCUCUAGGGACCGCUAGUGCCAAUUUUGAGGUCAAGGCAGGAGCCAACAAGAGCUAAGGAGUUAAUCCUUAGCUCUAACCCUAGUCUGGCGACGUGAAGCACGGUGACCCAAUUCGCCUACUUCCGGGAUAGCAUGACCAAGCCCCAUGACCGGAAGGAGCUGAGUGGUAGCCUGUGGCACUUAGGUGCACACUGGAGCAAGGCAAGGAAAGCAAGCGAGGCGUCCAAAAGGCAGAAGAAAAGGACCUUCGGUCCUGGCCGGGAGCUACUCUAUAAAUUUAACUAAGACUAAGUUCUAUUCUUGGAUUUAUGACAUCUGUAGGGUUUGUGCCGCUACUUAUGAUAUUUUUAACAGUUGCUAAAUACUCAAUGAGACCUGACCUAAAUGUUUGUGAGUACAGCUCUCUGACUGCUGAUGAUUUAAACUUAGGUUUGUUUGGAUCAAUCAUAGGAAUUAUUUCUGGAACAUUUUUAAUUAUGUCAGCUCUCAUUUAUGAAUUAUUUACAGCAGAUAUCAGACACUCAUUUGCAAAUAGAAAUAUAAGAGCUCGAGCAGAUUCAAAUUUGGAUAUAGCAAUUACUUAUUUUAAAUCGCUUCUAGUUGUCUUAUAUAUUUAUGUUGGAAACUCACAAAUAGAUUGGUAUAUCAUGUUUUUCAUGGUUUCUUCUGCUAUGUUUGCGUAUCUUACUUUCAAAUUCAAUUCCUAUUACAAUCCACUUAUUAAUUCAAUUAAAGUUUCAAAAAUGUUUAUUAUAUCUGCAGCUGCUUUGAGCUUCUUAUUCGGUCGAGCAAUUGAUAAUUCGCUUGUAAUUUUAUUAUUAUGCUCAUGUGUGAUCCCUUUGAUAUUUGGGAUUUUUAUGCUUAAAGUAUGAAAAUAUAUAAAAAAUUUUUCGUUUAAAGGAUUCUCAAAUGACCAGCAUGAAUUUGAGUUGCAAAUAAGAAAAAUUUUAAUAAAUCAAUCUGCCAAUCCGAAAGCAGCAAUUGAUGCGUUUAUUAAUAUUCGAAAGUUCUCGAGAUUUAAAGUAGAUAAACUCUUUAUAGUGUGAGAAGCAAACUACUGUGCUUAUACAAUAAAAGAUUUUUGUUUAUCUCGAAUAAAGCUGGCAGAGUCUGGCAAUGUUUCAUAUAGUAUUGAAGGAGAAAUACAGGAAUGAAGACUAAAAAAGUAUUUAAAUGAUAAUAAAGACAAAAGUCCUGUUCUGAAUUUUUUAUUAUAUUUGAUUGACUUACUCCCCCCUCCAUGAGUGAACAAAAAAAUUUUGUUCACUUUAUUUUUUUUUUAAAAAAUUUAUAUAAAUUUUAAGAAAAUUUUUUUUUAGAAAUAUAAAAAAAUCCUAAUUCAAAAAUUGAAAAGCAAAUAUUAAUUUAAUUUAUAAAAUUUAUGUUUUAAAACGCAAUUUGUUUAAAAUUAAACAGAAUUAGCUCUAAAAUUUCGUUAUAAUAAUUAUCACUUAUAUAUCAAAAUUUUUUUCCAUAAAAAAUUUUUGUUCACUCACGGAGGGUGGGUUUUUUGGAAAAAAAUAGGGACCUUUCUAAAUGUUUUUGUUCACUCACGGAGGGGGGGAGUUAGAAAAAUCUCGGCAUGCAGAUGAGCAUCUAUGCUACCAUCUUACUGAACUUUGAGCCGAAAUUACAGCUAGAAAGCCUAAACUUGAGAAAUUAGAACAUUUAACAAACACUUCGACUGAAUUAAUUUAAAGUACAAUAUUUAAAAUGGCAGCUAGGGAUGGGUCCUUAGUCCUGAUCCUCCUGGCUGGACCCAUAAACCGAACUAAGUGAGAGAAGUCUAACUUCUUGAGAGCUUUGGCUUGAAGAGAAGUGGUCUGUGCUGAGGCUGGCACAGACUAGAGAAGUCUGAAAGGGCUUAAUAAAUUUAAGAGUUCGACAGUUAGUCCAGCUCAUCUACUGUUGUUCAGAGCUUUUAUCGUAGCUGACCUCAAGAAUGAAGAUUUAGAAGGCAUUCAAUAUGAAACUUAAACUUAAAAAUUUACAAGGCGAAAAAACUAUAUGACUCGAUGAUUGAGUUGAAAAGUGAAAAAGUUUAUGAGCUCUAUGGGGGAUUACUGCAAAAUAUCCUCCAUGAAUAUGAUCAAGGCUCAGCAGUUUUGAGCAAAAUCAGAAGAACAAAGUCGAUUGACUCUUUUAUCAGGUAUGAAGUAAAAUUAACUAACUACGAAGAAGCAAAUGGAAAUAUGCUAAUUUCUGCUAAUAAAGAUAAUUUUGGAUCAAUUGUAUUUAUUAACGAUGUUGGGUCUCAGAUCCUAAAAGGAAGAAUUUAUGAAAUACUUGGAAACAAAGCAUCAACAUACAUUCCCCCUCCUUAUUCACGCCAUCACAUUGAAUAUGAAAAAAAAUUUGUUGAAAAUUGCACAAACCCUAUUGUAGAGAAACCAAGCUCUUUAUUUUUUCUAGAUAUUUUUGGAUUUUUGCAUGAGUGUAUGAUUCUUUUAAGGCUUACAUCUCUUGACAAUUAUCUGUACUUCAUGAUGUCGUUCAAGGAAGUUAAAGCAUCAAGGCAAGUUGCAUUAACAUCUGAAGAUGGACUUAUAUAUAGUCAUAGCGAAGGCUUUUCAGAUUUAAUUACUGAGCCAUUGAAAUCAUUAAGAAACCAAUAUUUGUCUGAUCUCUUGCCUGGCAUUACUCUUUCGCAAGUUCCUCUCUAUGAGCCUAUUUUACUGAACAUAAAAGAUAAUAAUCUCGCUUUAGUCCAUGGAAUCAAGAAUUUUAAAUCUACAGAUAUUCACUUUGUCUUAUUGAUAUCUGACCAGUCCGAAAUAGAUGUUUGGCUUGAAAAUAAUGAUAUUUUGCAGCUUGAGUAUUUUGGAAAAGCUGAUACCAUUGCAGAAUUAGAGCACUUUGAAUCAAGCCACACUGAUAUACACUCUGAUCAGGAUAGGGUUAAAUUUAACUUAAAAGCCUCAAACAACAGUUUUAUGCAUACAACAUCUUUAGGUGAAGCUGAAAUUGAAAUGGCUUCUGGUGCAACAAAAUUUUCUGAAGAGCACAAAGAAAAGCAUUCUACUGAAGACAAAUCAUUGACUGCCUCAUCUUCAUAUUUUACACACACAAGCUCUUCUCAAGAUAAAAAAGGUAAAAAAUAUUUAGCUCAUGGAAAGACAAUUGUUUUAAUGUCUUUAGUGCUAUUAAAACGAUAUAAAUGAGUCUUAUUUUUCUCACUCCCCCUCCGUGAGUAAACAAAACCAUUAGAAAAAUCGCUAUUUUUUUGCCCCAAAAAAACCCACCCUCCGUGAGUAAAUAAAAAUUUUUUAUGGAAAAAAAAUUUUGAUAUAUAAGUGAUAAAUAUUACUACGAAAUCUAUCGCUAAUUCUGUUUAAUUUUAAACAAAUUGCGUUUUAAAAAAUAAAUUUUACAAAUUAAAUUAAUAUUUGCUUUCCAAUUUUUGCGAAUUAGGAUUUUUUUAAAUUCCGAAAAAAAAUAUUUUCUUACAAUUUAUAUAUAGAUUUUUUUAAAAAACAAAUUAAUCCCCUCCGUGAGCGAACAAAUUUUUUUUUUUUCACUCACGAAUGGGGGGUCAGUAAAUUUUAUUUAGGUCCUUGUAGUGAUAUCUACUAAUAUAGCAAUUGCAAUCUAUAUAACCAAUGCUGUUAAUCAUUCAAGGUCAAUAAAUACAUUUAGUGCGCUUGGUAAUAUUCUGUUUGAUUUAGUGCAUAUUGCUGAAAAUGUCAGGAAAAUAGAUUACAUUAUAGAUUCUAUGCCUAAAACUUUAGAAGCUAGACUUGUACCGUUAAGAGAAGCAUUAACUGAGUUAGAUAAUUCUCAUAACGGAGUUUUAUCGAAUUUAUCAUCAUGAAGCUAUUGUGAAGCUUCUAGGAUUGUCAUUGAAGAUCUUGUUCCUUUAUGAAACUUUGAUGACACCCCUAAAAUAGAAAAUGUCAAUUUAUUUGAUGCUCUUCAAGACUUCAUCAUUAAAGUAAAAUUAAUUUAGACACGAAUAAUUAUCAAUAGCGCAGAAAAAAAGAGCCAUGCUCCAAAAGAAGCAGAAUUUGUUAUGGUAAAUGGAGUCAACAAACUGUAUUCAGCCACAAAUAAAACUAUAAAUAGUUUGGUUUUAUGUGAAAUUGAGAUGAUUCAUGAAAUUAGCCAAACAAUAACGUUGCUGUUUGUUUCUGGAGUAGUAAUACUAGGAAUAUGUUUCACGAUUUUGACUGUUUUUAUUUUAUUAAUCAGUCGCAAAUAUAAUAAUUUGUGACACACACAAUAUUUAAAAUGGAGGUUAUGGAUGGGUCCUUAGUCCUAAUCCACCAGGCUGGACCCAUAAACUGAAUUCAGUGAGAGAAGCCAAGCUUCUUGAGAAUUUCGGCUUGAAGAGAAGUGGUCUGGUUGAGGCUGGCAGAGACUAGAGGAAUCUGAAAGGGCUUGAUAACUUUAAGGUUCGACAGUUAGGCAGGUUAACCUACCGUUGUUCAGAGCUGUUAUCAUAGUUGAGCCUCAAAAAAAGAAUAUUUAGAAGACACUAAAAGUGCAAGAGAAAAUUUCAUUAAACUUAAGCUUAAAUUUGUGACAGUUUAUCAAACAGCUAACUCAUCUAUCAUAUUAUGAUCUUAAAAGUGCUUGCUUGGAUAGAUUGUCUGUUAUCCACGGCAUAGAGUGAACAGAAUAUGAGCAGGACAAUCUCAACAGAAAUAAAGCCACUCAAAAUCCUUUGAAUUUUAACAUUAGUAAGAGGUAUUUAUGGAGACUAGGAAUUUUUGUAGCAUUUACAAUAGCUUACUAUCUUGUCGUAAAUUUUGCUUUGUAUCCAAAGUGUGAAGAUUAUUUAAUUGUGAGGCCGAAGUUAUUAGAAAAUUACAUCCAUAGAAGAGCAUUAAUCCCUUUAAUUGAUUUUUGGACUAUUGAAGGAAUUUUAGCAAAUAAAAAUAUAACGAUUGUAGAGAAAACUGGGGGGAUUGAUUUUUUCAAAAAUUUCCACGAAGAAAUAGAUGAAGGGAUUCAGAAUCUUUUGGAUGCAAAUCACAAUUUAAUUAAAAAUACAGAUUUAAUGAGCAAUGAGCUAUUAUCAAAACUUUUUGAAACUGGAAGCGGCAAAAACUUUGAAUAUGGAACAUAUGUAUAUGGGAAUAUUCUGAUGUUCGAUUCUAAAGCAUAUAGUGCGAAUUCACAAUCAGCAUCAUUCAAAAACAUUGGAGAUUUUAGCAGUAGCAUGCAAUCACUGGAAGAGGCAAUGACUUCAAAUUUUGGGUUGAUUGAUAAAAGCUCACAGGGAUUAAUUAUAAGUCAACUCGAUCAUAUUAUCUAUGCAAUUAUUGCGUAUUCGCUUUUAUCUGUAAUACUUUUUUUCUUGUACUUUUUACCGUACAUUCAUUCCGAAACAAAAAUGCUGCUUAAAAUGCAAGAUAUUAUGUUUUUGAUAACGGAGUGUAUGAUAAUAAAAUAG